UAACGAUAUAUAUAUAAAAUUCCGCUCCUGAAAUAAUUAUAAGUAAAUAAGAUUCUGUCGUAGGGCUACAAGCUUACAAUGCUUACAGUUGUCCAUCACUUGCACCGAGAGGGACCACGUCAACAUGUGCCACGCGACUCACGCAUUUUACCAUGCGCGUAACACAAGCAGCUCACAUGAAAUAUCUUGCGUUGCGGACCAUGACGUGUAGUGAAAGGUAAUAAAAGCGGACCAAGUGGGUCCCACUUCGUGAGCCAAGGAAACAUUUUAACCGUUCCGAUUUGUGCCACGAUAGCCCCGUGAUUCUGUACGAGCGCCUCUUUAUAUAUUACGGUGGUGCCUCAUCUUUCCGAAAAAGCUAAUGAAACACCCCCCUUUCUCACACACACACACAAAUUUAGAACUAUGCCCCUGCUUGCCUCCUCCUCCAUCACCAGAUAACAGAGAGUCCACUUCUCAAGCUAGAUAACGGAUAACACAGAUCCCACAAAGUUGCAGAAAGCAAUUACAUGGUGAUGGAGGCUAACGACGUCAUCGCACCGUUCGUUAUGAAGACUUUUCAGAUGGUCAACGAUCCAACCACGGAUAUGCUAAUCACCUGGAGCAGAGGCAACAACAGCUUCAUCGUUGCCGACCCUUUAGAUUUCUCUCUGAGGAUUUUACCUGCUUACUUCAAGCACAAUAACUUCUCUAGCUUCGUCCGCCAACUCAACACCUACGGAUUCAAGAAGGUGGAUUCAGACAGAUGGGAGUUCGCCAACGAGUAUUUUUUGCGAGGGCAGAAGCACUUACUGAAGAACAUAAUGAGGAAGAAGCAUGCCAAGAGCCCGUUCGCGAUGCAAAUGAUAAUGAAGAGCGGAGAAUAUAAUCUUUUGGAGGAUGAGGAAAUAGUUAUGGAGAUAACGAGAUUAAAGCAGGAGCAGAAGUCGUUAGAGGAGGAGCUAGAAGGCAUGAACAAGCGGUUGGAGGCCACAGAGAGGCGCCCAAAACAAAUGAUGGCGUUCCUCAACAAAGUUGUGGAGGACCCAGACCUCCUUCCUCGCAUGCUUCUCCAGAAAGAACGCACUAAGCAUCUGACCGCCAUGGAAAAUAAAAAACGGCGAUUGAUAAUAUCUUCUAGUGAACCGAGCAGUACUUGCUAUAUGCAGCAGCAAGAAGACGAAUUAGCAACGGAAGUAACGCGGCGGGGCGUGUCGUCGUCUUCGUCGCCGGAGAGCCUUUGCCAGUCAUCGCCUUCCUCGGAUAACAGCUCCAUGGAGUGGGUAGAGGUGGCCCACAGAAAUGAUAAUUUACCGGCGAUAUUAAGCGCCGUGGGUUUAGGGAACGGCAGAACGGCGUCGCUGGGAACACCAUCUUGGGUGUUGCCGGUGGGGAGUAAUGGUGGGUAUUUUGGGGAAGUGAGUUAUUUGGGUAUUGGGGGUGCGGGGGAGACCAGUAGUUCACCACCACCUUAUCCAUUUUCGCUGUUAGAAGGUGGCUUUUAGUUUGGAUCACAUGAUUUUGCUCUUGGAUUUUAUCUUUUUGUCAUUAUUUUUCUUUUAUAAUAUUUUCUUUUUCCUUUUUUUAAAAAAAAAAAUUAUUUUUCCCUGUAAGAUCAAUAAGGAAAAAGAAAAAAGGUGGUGAAAUUAAUUAUAUGGGUAUGGGGAGUACAGGUGAUAUUUAUUUGUAUAUAUUCCUUAUACCCAUAUAUGUCUGUACAUGAUCUGAAAUUAAUGACAAUGGAAAAUGAAUGGCAU
Messenger RNA from Carica papaya (papaya), 1736 nucleotides. It is a transcript of the gene HSFC1, whose product is annotated as heat shock transcription factor C1. Gene Ontology annotation, cellular component: nucleus. Gene Ontology annotation, biological process: cellular response to heat; regulation of transcription by RNA polymerase II. NCBI's taxonomy places the organism in Eukaryota, Viridiplantae, Streptophyta, Magnoliopsida, Brassicales, Caricaceae. The record is from RefSeq and is a predicted model, not a curated record. Gene Ontology annotation, molecular function: RNA polymerase II cis-regulatory region sequence-specific DNA binding; DNA-binding transcription factor activity.